AUGGGUAGAGUUAGAACUAAGACCGUCAAGAGAGCCGCCAAGACUUUGAUAGAGAAAUACUAUCCUAAGUUGACCAUGGACUUUGAGACCAACAAGAGACUCUGUGAUGAGAUCGCCGAGAUUCAAUCCAAGAGAUUGAGAAACAAGAUCGCUGGUUACACUACUCAUUUGAUGAAGAGAAUUCAAAAGGGACCAGUUAGAGGUAUUUCUUUCAAGUUGCAAGAAGACGAGAGAGAGAGAAAGGACCAGUAUGUCCCAGAGGUUUCUGCCUUGGAUUUGUCUAAGACUAAGGGACUAUUGUUUAUCGACGCUGACACUGAUGACAUGAUCAAGUCUUUGGGUUUCAAAUUACCAACCUCUGUCAACACCGUUUCCGCCAACAGAGUUCCAAGAAGAUUCAGAAAGUAA
Molecule: messenger RNA, 408 nt
Organism: Brettanomyces nanus
Lineage: Eukaryota; Fungi; Ascomycota; Pichiomycetes; Pichiales; Pichiaceae
Gene: RPS17A
Product: ribosomal protein S17A
Exons: 1
Coding region: 1-408 (135 amino acids)
Biological process (GO): translation
Cellular component (GO): ribosome
Molecular function (GO): structural constituent of ribosome
Source: RefSeq, a predicted model, not a curated record